AUGCGGUAUUGCGCCCGAAUACCGGCACUUCUAAUAUGGUUCUGCCUGCUGGCACUCGGCAGCACCCGACUAGAUGGGUUCCGCCACAAACUGCCGGCCGAUGUUGAGAAGGCCAAGGCGCAGAUCAGGGAGGUGAGGAGAAUCUUCGGGCUGGUGGAAUUCCCAUGGACUAUCAGUGCCGUUGAUGGAGAUGAACGACUUUACCGAAAAGGCGUCAAACUCAUCCCCAACAUCUUGAGGACAUACCAGGAAUUCUGGGUGGAUCGUUGCCCCGAUCCGAUCACCCAGGAACAGGCAAAGAUUUGGGUAUCACAUAGCGCAUUUGUGCUGGAUGCUUACCUGGAAUGGGAACGAGGAAAUUUAACCGGAAAACCAUUUCCCUACGAAGAGGUCGACGGAUUUUUGAGACGGUUUCGCGACAUCUACGAAUCCAUGCAAAGUCCAGAACUGUUUGACGUGAAGUCGUUGAACAUCACCAAGCUGAAGAAGGGAUCUGCAAACGCCUCGUUUGAAGGAUUAUUCGAGCAAAUGGAAACGCAGCACGGUCCAUUAAAUGAUACAUCCUUGAACGGGUGCUACUGGACACAACACAUCCUGGACAGCAAUUUCCGCAUGGAUGUGGCCUGGUCGGCCAUCGACAAGAUUCAAUACGAUCUCAUGGUGUUGGAGCGCGCGAUGAACAUCUAUCUGAAUAAUACUGGAACCGGGGAGGUCGACGCAUUUUAUCCGAUUUUCGAUAAAAUAAAUGAGCUUGGACGGCAAUCACUCGCGAUGCGGUAUCCUUCCGGAAUACCAGCACUUCUGACUUGGUCGAUAUGUGUGCUCCAACUCGCGGCGGCCGCCGGGUCAAUUUCCAGGCCGCGCGACCAUGAUCUACGACAAGUCCUAUCUGCCGAUUACGACAAAGUGAAGGCUCGGGUCAACGAUUUGAAGAGGAUCUUCGGGUUGGAAGACUGGCCAUACCUCAAGAAUUUGACUGGCGGAGACAAACAUCUCUACGAGAAAGGCAUCAAACUGAUUCCCGGCAUCCUAGAGGCAUACGAAGAUCUAUACGUGGAUCGAUGCCCCAACCCCAUCACCAGGGAAGAAGCGAGGAUCUGGGCGAAACAUAGGGCAUUCGUGCUGGAUGCUUAUGUGGCGUGGAGUCGAGGUGAUUCGACCGGAAAACCAUUUCCCUCCGACAAAGUCGACGCGUUUUUCCAACAGUUUCGCGACAUCUACGACGUGAUGCCAAACCCAGAGUUGUUCCAUGUGAAGUCGUUGAACAUCACCGAGCUCGACAUGGGGUCCGCUGAGGCUUCUUUUGAGACAUUAUUCGACAAAAUGGAGAAUGAGUACUUCGACGGUCCGAUAAAUGCUGCAGAAGUCCAUCGCUGCUACUGGAGGCAACUUAUUUUUGACAACAAAUUCGACAUUACGGCCAUCUGGCCGCAGGUCCAGAAAAUGGGGCCCGAGUGGAUGGUGCUGUCAAUCAUCUCAUUCGUCUCUCAUAAUCACACCGCCGAUGAUCUGCACGAAUUAUGGGGGGAAGUAGCUGAGCUUCAAUCGACGACUAUGGCGAAUCAACAUCAGUACAUUGACGAUUCAUUGGAGAGGGCAAGGGCACGAAUCAGAGAUGUGAGGAAAAUCUUUGGGCUCCAGGGCAGCGGCUACGGCUGGGUACAAGUCGGUGGAGAUGAACGACUUUACGAGAAGGGCGUCAACCUCAUCCCGGACAUCGUGAGGAUCCACCAAGAAUUUUAUGUAAAUCGAUGCCCAGAUCCAAUCCCUCAAGAAGAAGCGAAGAUUUGGGUAUCGCAAAGAGCAUUUGUGUUGGAUGCUUACCUGGAAUGGGAACGAGGAAAUUUAACCGGAAAACCGUUUCCCUACGAAGAGGUCGACGCAUUCUUCAGACAGUUUCGCGACAUCUACGAAUCCAUGCAAACUCCGGAACUGUUUGACGUGAAGCCGUUAAACAUCACCGAGCUCAACAAGGGAUCCGCUAAUGCCUCAUUCGAAGGAUUAUUCGAGCAAAUGGAAACGCAGCACGGACCACUAAAUGAAGCAGCGUUCAACGGGUGCUACUGGACUCAACACAUCUUGGACAGCAAUUUCUGCAGAUUAGGAACCUGGCCGGAACUCAACAAGCUCCUCAUAGACCAAUUCGCGCUGCAGCGCGCCACAUUCAUCUAUAAGAAUCAUACCGGGAUCGAGCGGGGAGACUGGUUCGAUGAAGUUCCUGAAGACCUGAUGCGGUAUCCUUCCGGAAUACCAGCGCUUCUGACUUGGUCGAUAUGCCUGCUCCAACUCGCCGCAGACGCCGGCUCAAUUUCCAGGCCGCGCGACCAUGAUCUGCGACAAGUCUUAUCUGCUGAUUACGACAAAGUGAACGCUCGGGUCAACGAUCUAAAGCGGAUCUUUGGGCUGGACGACUGGCCACAUGCCGUGAAUCUCAGUGGAGGAGAUGAACGUCUUUAUGAAAAAGGCAUCAAACUGAUUCCCGACAUCCUGGAGGCAUACGAAGAGCUGUUCGUGGAUCGAUGCCGUGACCCUAUCACCAAGGAUGAAGCGAAGAUCUGGGCGGAACAUAAAGCAUUCGUGCUGGAUGCCUUUCUGGCAUGGGAUCGACGCAACUCUACUGGAAAGCCAUUUCCCUACGGCGAAGUCGACGCCUUUUUUCAAGAGUUUCGCGACAUCUACGACGUGAUGCCAAACCCGGAGUUGUUCGACGUGAAGUCGUUGAACAUCCCUGAACUCGACAUGGGUUCCGCUGAGGCUUCUUUUGAGGCGUUAUUCGACAAAAUGGAGGAUGAGAACUUCCACGGUCCGAUAAAUGCUACAGCAGUUCAUCGCUGCUUCUGGAGGCAACUUAUUUUUGACAACAACUUCGCCGCUAUGGACAUCUGGCCGCAUCUCCAAAAAAUGGGACCCGAUGUGGGGCUGUUGUCUGCGGUCACUCACCUCUAUCAUAAUCACACAGGCAAAGAUCCGGAGGCCUUAAUGACCCCAGUGUAUGAGCUACAAAUGAUAACCAUGAUGCUUCUUCAGCGGAACAUGGCUCAUACAUUCGAGGGGCUA
Mesorhabditis spiculigera is the source of this 3057-nucleotide messenger RNA. The record is from the annotation of a GenBank genome assembly. Lineage: Eukaryota; Metazoa; Nematoda; Chromadorea; Rhabditida; Rhabditidae.